Cladocopium goreaui is the source of this 2682-nucleotide messenger RNA. Lineage: Eukaryota; Dinophyceae; Suessiales; Symbiodiniaceae. The record is from the annotation of a GenBank genome assembly.
CUAUGUCGGGCCUCGAAGCCAAGCGACCACCCCAGUUCUUCAAUGGCUGCCACAAACAUCAAGGUGUACAUCCGAGUGCGCCCUGGAAAGGCAGCAGAAGGUUUCAAGGCAGAUACCGAAAAGGGCAUUCUGUCCUUCAACCUGCCAGAAGCUUCGUCAGAGUACGAUGUAAACAACCAGAAAAGAACCCACACUUUCCAGUUCGAUGGUGUCUUGGGCAUGCAGGUCAAACAGCAAGAGGUGCUUGACGCAGUUGCACGACCAGUAAUCCAGGAUGUGCUGAAUGGCGUCAACGGAACAAUCUUUGCCUACGGUCAAACUGGCAGUGGCAAGACCUUCACAAUCACUGGUGGGGCAGAGAACUAUGAGGAUCGUGGAUUGAUUCCGCGCACUCUCAGGCUGAUGUUCGAGGCUUUUCGAAAGGGACCAGCCCAAUACCGUAUGUACAUCUCGUACCUGGAGAUAUACCAGGAUAGUGGAUAUGAUCUUCUUCGCGAUGACUCUGUGCGAAAUCUGCAAGAUCUUCCGAAAGUGCAGCUUAGAGAGGACGAAGAUGGAAACAUGCAUCUUCGAAACCUUUCGGUCAAUCUGGCCGCCUCAGAGGAGGAUGCUUUGAACCUCUUGUUCUUGGGUGACACAAAUCGAGUCGUUGCUGAGACACCGAUGAAUGACGCCAGUACACGAUCGCACUGCCUCUUCAUCAUUUGGGUUGACUCCACUGAAGAGGGAAGCGAUGUGGUGCGACGGUCAAAGCUUCACCUCGUGGACCUUGCUGGAAGUGAACGUGUGUCUCAGACCGGCGUGAAUGGGAGGCUCCUCCAGGAAGCCAAAGCCAUUAAUGUGUCCCUCCACUAUUUGGAACGAGUUAUUGUGGCCUUGCACGCUCGAUCCAAGGGCAAUCAGGCACAUGUCCCCUAUCGUGAUUCGAUGAUGACCAGCGUUCUUCGAGACUCCCUGGGAGGUAAUUGCAAGACUACUAUGGUUGGUUGCAUCGCUGCAGAGGCUUCAAAUAUCUGCGAAUCUAUGUCCACAUGUCGCUUUGCACAACGGGUUGCCCAAAUUACCAACACUGCUCGGGUGAAUGAGGAGCUUGAUCCCAGCCUUCUUAUUGCACGGCUCAAAAAAGAGGUGUCAGAUUUGAAGCAGGAGGUCAAGGUGGCUCGAAUGAACAAGGAAGGAGAGGAACCUGAGGCAAUCACCCCAGAUGUAUUGGAGCAGUGCAGGGCGCUGGUGCAACAGUAUGUUGCAAAAGGUGUGGGCUCAAAUGAACCUUUCCUCUGUGGCUCCAUCGACAGGAUGCGUGCUUCCUUCCGCAUUCUACGGGACAUGUGCCUCGAGAAGGAAGGUUCGGUGCAAGAUCCUGCUGAUGAAGGACGAGUCGCAGCCCUGGAGUCGGAGAUCAAGAAAUGGAAGCUGGAGGUGGCUCAGCGAGAUCAGGAGAUUGCUGUCAUGGUCAAGAUGUUGACAAAGCAGAGAGCUGGUGAGCGUCCAUUUAUCUCGGCAAGGCCCCAGGCGGCCAUGUCGCAAACAGUAGAUGCUGAUCCACAGGAGGGGAACGGGCCAGACGAAUCAGUCCAGCGCGCUCCACCUCCAGCAGAAACAGCUGAAGCAGUGCCUUUGCAGGAUAACGGAAGCAAGCGCCCAGGCCAAGCGUUGAAGGGGAAGUCGGAGAAGAGCGACGUCCGACCGGUACCGACACCGACCAUGCCAACACCCGAAGAAGCGGCUGACCUAUUGCUCGACAAGCAGAAGGCACUGGAGGUCUUCUGGCAAAAAGUCUACACGCCUCCUCAAGCUUUCAAGGAAAAUAAGGCCUUGCUGAAGGACAAGAUCGAACAAGCCCAAGCACUCGGCAAAGAGGCACUUCAACUCAAAGCUGAGAUAGAUGCAGCAAAAUCAAAGCUCUUGAGGCUCCGAACUGAAAGAGCCAUGACAGCAGCGGGCCAUGAUGACUCCAGCCCGGUUGAAGAUGGCCCUGAAGAGUUGGCCGAGGUGCAGGAGAUAGAACGUGUCAAGGGCCUUUAUCGCGAGAAGACUGCAGAGCUGCGGCAUGCGAAGAGUGAUGUUGAAGGAAUUCAGCGGAUGCUCGAACAAAACCAGGCCAAAGUUCGCCGUGAGUUUGAGAACUGGUUUGCUGGAUUGAGGGGUCGAGCGCACAUGUCAAGACUGGAUGAAGAGAAGAAAAAGGAGCUGCUAGACAAGGCCACUAUACAGCUUGCCUGCGUGACCGGACAGAGUGGUGUAGGCACACCUGUGCCCAAAGAAACACCUGAAGUUUCACCAGUGACAGCUUCUAAGAUGAUGCUGUCUAUGCCUUCAAGGACUUCCAAGCCCCCACGGGAAGAAGAACUGGCGGCAUACUAUGCAGCCUUUGGAGAACUCUCCCGAAGAUCUUGAAAAAUCACCAAAAACCUGAUGCAAUUCUGCAAAAAUGAUCAAACAUGUGGAACACCUGUACAGCUGCUGUGCCGCUGAGUUUGGUGCAGAACGUCCCAGCUCAGCUGCCUCCACGAAAAAAAGGUGUCAUUUCUUCGUCAGCAUUAUCAGCAUUGAUGACCUGAUUCGUGGAGCAUGUAUUGCGAUUGCGUACAAACGAAUCUGUGCAAUGGCAUUUUACCAUUCUUGUUUUCCUGUCUGCAAGAAAGCUCAAAUUCACCACAUCAUGAAAGAGGUCAUGGUGAG